Messenger RNA from Drosophila elegans, 907 nucleotides. Its product is annotated as peroxiredoxin-2. The transcript has 4 exons. The record is from RefSeq and is a predicted model, not a curated record. NCBI's taxonomy places the organism in Eukaryota, Metazoa, Arthropoda, Insecta, Diptera, Drosophilidae. Gene Ontology annotation, cellular component: cytosol; mitochondrion. Gene Ontology annotation, biological process: cellular response to stress; response to oxidative stress; hydrogen peroxide catabolic process. The coding region runs from base 119 to 823 and encodes 234 amino acids. Gene Ontology annotation, molecular function: thioredoxin peroxidase activity.
GGUCACACACAGCUGUCAGCUUUGUUUUUACUUUAAAAAACUUGUGCCGGCAUCUGGUCGAUUUCUGACUUAAAAUAAGCUUGUUCAGCGCGUAAUUAGUAGGAAUUCAAGCAACAAGAUGUCUUUCGUGGGACGUACACUGAUUCGCAACGUGCCGCUGUUUGGCAAAGCUGUUCUGAGUCAGCAGAAACAGUUUGCAGCCCGCCUGCUCCAUCAAACCGCUCCCCUUGCAGCAGUUCGUGUUCAGCAGCCCGCUCCCGAUUUCAAGGGUCUGGCGGUGGUGGGUAACAGCUUCCAGGAGGUGAAGCUGGAGGACUACAGGGGCAAGUACCUGGUGCUGUUCUUCUACCCACUGGAUUUCACAUUCGUUUGCCCCACGGAAAUCGUUGCAUUUAGCGAGCGCAUCAAGGAGUUCCACGACAUCAAUGCCGAGGUUUUGGGCGUGUCCGUGGACUCCCACUUCAGCCACCUUACCUGGUGCAAUGUGGACCGCAAGAACGGCGGUGUGGGCCAGCUGAGCUACCCGCUCCUCUCCGAUUUGACCAAGAAGAUCUCCGCCGACUACGAUGUGCUGCUGGACAAGGAGGGCAUCUCGUUGCGCGGCACCUUCAUCAUCGAUCCCAACGGCAUCCUGCGCCAGUACUCCAUUAACGACCUGCCCGUGGGUCGAUCCGUCGACGAGGUGCUCCGCCUGAUCAAGGCCUUCCAGUUCGUCGAGCAGCACGGAGAGGUGUGCCCGGCCAACUGGAACCCCAAGUCGAAUCCGGCCACCAUCAAGCCCGAUGUCGAGGAGUCCAAGAAGUACUUCAGCAAGCACGGCUAGGGAGUCAUUUAAUAAUUAAUAGCACACCUGAAACAUUCACUACACUGAAAAGACUCGAAGAAUAAAGAGGUAAAAGAUGGGAAA